AUGGCUUUGGCUCGUCAUGCACUCCGAUUUAAUUCUCUACUUCGCCAUGGAAGCCGCUUGGCAGUUGCUUCUAUGCCGAAACAGACCAGGGGUUACGCCGACAUGGCUUUCACUUUUGCUAGUCCCGGAGAGGUUUAUUACAACAACGCAAAAGUGAACCAGGUUGAUGUCCCGUCUUUGUCUGGGAAUUUCGGUAUUCUUCCUGAUCAUGUUCCUACACUUGGUGUGCUCAAACCAGGUGUUGUCACAGUUUAUGAAACUGAUUCUACCAAAAAAUAUUUUGUGAGCAGUGGGUCUAUUUCAAUCAACGAAGACUCUUCUGUUCAGAUCUUGGCUGAGGAAGCUCAUCCCCUUGAAAAUUUAGAUCCUGCUGCAAUCCGUGAUGGAAUGGCCAAAGCCCAGCAGGAAUUCAGUACUGCUUCAACUGAUAAAGACAAAGCAGAAGCCCAAAUAGCAUUAGAUUGUUAUGAAGCAUUGCAAAAAGCCUUAGAUGACAAACUUUAUAUUUGUAUUAAUUUUUCUCUCUCUCUCUCUCUCUAUCUAUCUAUCUAUCUAUCUAUCUAUCUAUCUAUCACUAUAUAUAUAUAG
This is a messenger RNA of Acanthosepion pharaonis, 588 nucleotides long. NCBI's taxonomy places the organism in Eukaryota, Metazoa, Mollusca, Cephalopoda, Sepiida, Sepiidae. The record is from the annotation of a GenBank genome assembly.